AUGCAGGCCAGUGACAGCUAUCCACCAGGUAGUGGCUAUGAAUGGGUUGUGGUAGUGCCAGCCUUCAUGGUGAUGGGCCUCACUGCUGCCGUCCUCAAGACUUUUGGUCUUUUCUUUGUUGAAAUCCAGCAGCACUUUGAUGAACUUGCAAGCACCACUUCCUGGAUCUUAUCAGUAACUAUUGCCAUCUUUCAUUUAGGAGCCCCGGUUGCCAGCUCACUAUGUGUGUAGUACACUCAUCGGGCCGUUGUGAUUAUGGGAGGACUCCUGGCUUUUUCAGGAAUGGCACUGGGAUUUCUUGGGCUCAACAUGGUCUGGAUGUAUGCAAUGACUGGCUUCCUACAGGGACUUAGGAUCUCCUUUUCAUGGACACCAGCCAUUAGCAUUGUCAGCCAUUAUUUCUCCAAGAAAAGAGCUUUGGCCAAUGCUAUUGCCGGUGCUGGAGAAUGUGCCUUUGCAUUCACAUUUGGGCCAUUUUUCCAGUGGCUUAUUAGUCAGUAUGGAUGGAAAGGUGCCCUCUUGAUCAUAGGUGGCAUCCAACUCAAUAUUUGUGUCUGUGGAUUACUGAUGCGACCCCUGACAAGCAGCAGCCUCCUUGAGGCUAGCCAUUCUGGAACUGAGACAGCACCUGACAAUGCUGCAUCUGGGAUGGACAAAGAUAAUAAAUCUCCCAUCUCACACAAAACCUUCAACUGGAUGCUUGUGAGGCGAUCGGAGUUUGUACUUUAUGCCAUUUUUGGCAUAUUAGCUGCUAUGAGUUUUUUUGUUCCUCCGUUAUUUUUAGUCCCACUUAGCUACAGCCUGGGAAUAGACGAAUCGUGGACUGCAUCCCUCCUAUCCAUUUUGGCUAUGGUGGACUUUGCCGGCAGACUGUUGUGUGGCUGUUAUGCCAAUCUCCACAUUACCAAAACUGUGCAUUUGCUGACAAUGACAAUUGCCCUGAUCAGUACUUUCCUGAUGCUGCUGCCACUGGCCAACAAUUACCUGUCAUUGGCAAUUUUCACUAGCUUCUAUGGAUUCUUCUUUGGCACAACGGUCGCAGUUCACAUUACAGUGCUAGCAGAUGUAGGCAUGCCAGAUUUUGACAGUGCUCUAGGGCUUUUCAUGCUCAUUCGAAGCACUGGAGGUUUUGUGGGGCCUCCUCUUGCUGGUCUGAUUGUGGACAUGGCUGGAGAUUACAGAGCAGGCUUCUACAUGGCAGGAGCCACUCUUGUCCUGUCAGCUGGAAUUUUAGUUACUUUAGAUCAACUCCAACAGAGAAAAGAAAGAGGAAGCCAGACUAAUGCUAAACCAGAAAAGUCAACAUUACCCUACCCUUCCUCCCACGUCCUGAAACUUCAGAACAGAAGGUAUCAAGAACAUGAUGUAGUGGUGUGA
Mesitornis unicolor (brown roatelo) is the source of this 1377-nucleotide messenger RNA. Its product is annotated as monocarboxylate transporter 2-like. The record is from RefSeq and is a predicted model, not a curated record. The transcript has 4 exons. Gene Ontology annotation, molecular function: monocarboxylic acid transmembrane transporter activity. Gene Ontology annotation, biological process: monocarboxylic acid transport; transmembrane transport. NCBI's taxonomy places the organism in Eukaryota, Metazoa, Chordata, Aves, Mesitornithiformes, Mesitornithidae.